UAGAGGGAAUGCCAGCCAUUUUUAUACAUGCAUUUUUUAUCUUCCUCCUCCUUUUCUCUGUGUUCAUCACUAGCUACUCUGUCUCUGCAAGAGAUGGCUCAGUUGGCGGGAAAUGACGAGAUAGAGUCGCUGAGAAUCGAGUUAGCUGAGAUUGGAAGAAGCAUGAGAUCUUCGUUUCGACGCCUACACACUUCGAGUUUCAGAAGCAACUCAGCUCUGAAUAAUUCAGUAAGGGAUGAUGGCGAUGAUGAAUAUGCUUUGCAAUGGGCUGCAAUCGAGAGACUACCCACUUUUGAGCGGCUGAGGUCGUCCUUGUUCGAUGGCCAUGAAGACGGAACUGGAGCAGCUGAUUUUAAAGGGAAAAGGGUGGUUGACGUGACCAAGCUUGGACCUUCGGAACGACACCUUUUCAUAGAGAAGCUCAUCGAACACAUUGAGAGCGAUAACCUUCGGUUGUUGCAGAAACUCAGGAAAAGAAUAGACAAAGUUGGCGUGAAAUUGCCUGCCGUGGAGGUGAGAUAUAAAAAUCUUUGCGUCGAAGCUCAGUGUCAGGUUGUUCAUGGGAAGCCUCUGCCAACGCUCUGGAAUUCAUUUAAGGGCAUGAUUUCUGUCUUCUCAAAACUGUUAGGUUCAAAUCAUCAAGAAGCCAAGAUAAAUAUCCUCAAAGAUGUCAGUGGCAUCAUCAGGCCUGGAAGGAUGACUCUGUUGCUUGGCCCUCCAGGAUGUGGGAAAACCACUUUGUUGCUGGCACUUUCAGGGAAAUUAGACCAAAACCUCAAGAUCACAGGUGAAAUAUCUUACAAUGGUUACAGUUUAGAAGAAUUUAUUCCUCAGAAGACAUCAGCUUACAUAAGCCAACAUGACUUGCACAUUCCCGAGAUGACUGUAAGAGAAACACUUGAUUUCUCAGCUUGCUGUCAGGGUGUUGGAAGCCGAGCAGAUAUUAUGAAGGAGGUCAGUAGAAGGGAGAAACAGGCAGGGAUUGUUCCAGAUCCAGAUAUUGAUACCUACAUGAAGGCAAUUUCGGUUGAUGGCCUUGAGAAAAGCCUUCAAACAGACUACAUAUUAAAGAUCCUUGGACUUGAUAUAUGCGCUGACACAUUGGUUGGAGAUGCUAUGAGAAGAGGCAUAUCAGGUGGUCAAAAGAAGAGACUGACAACAGGGGAGAUGAUUGUGGGUCCAACAAAAGCUCUGUUUAUGGAUGAAAUAUCAACUGGCUUAGAUAGUUCCACCACGUUUCAAAUUAUUACCUGUCUUCAACAUCUGGUGCAUAUCACAGAUGCUACAGCAUUGAUUUCACUUCUUCAGCCAGCACCAGAGACCUACGAUCUCUUUGAUGAUAUUGUAUUGAUGGCAGAAGGGAAGAUUGUAUACCAUGGUUCACGCAAUCAUGUUCUCGAGUUCUUUGAAGAUUGUGGAUUUAGGUGUCCAGAAAGAAAAGGAGCUGCUGACUUCCUCCAAGAGGUUCUCUCUCGAAAGGAUCAAGCACAAUAUUGGAAACAUAUAGAGCUACCUUAUAGAUUUGUUUCUGUUGAUGAAUUCUCUAGAAAGUUCAAGGAAUACCAUAUUGGACAGAAUCUAGAACAAGAUCUCUUGAAGCCAUAUGAUAAGUCCCAGAGCCACAAGAGUGCAUUAUCCUUUAGAGUGUACUCCCUAACUAAAUGGGAGCUCUUUAGAGCUUGCAUGACAAGGGAAUUUCUUCUCAUGAGGAGGAACUCUUUUAUAUAUGUGUUCAAAACAACUCAGCUUGUUAUCAUUGCAUCCAUCACAAUGACUGUUUUUCUGCGGACUCGAAUGGAUGUUGAUGUGGUUCAUGCAAAUUACUACAUGGGUUCUCUAUUUUAUGCACUUGUCAUACUUCUUGUUGAUGGAUACCCAGAGUUAUCCAUGACCAUUGCAAGACUUGCUGUUUUUCACAAGCAGAAAGCUCUGUAUUUUUAUCCAGCUUGGGCUUAUGCUAUCCCAGCCGCUGUUCUGAAGAUUCCACUUUCUUUAAUUGAGUCCUUGGUUUGGACAUCCCUUACUUACUAUGUCAUUGGAUACAGUCCUGAUAUCAGAAGGUUCUUCUGCCAGUUCCUUCUACUCUUCGCUGUGCAUCUAACAUCGAUAUCCAUGUUCCGUUUUGUUGCCUCAGUCUUCCAGACUGUGGUUUCUGCUAUGACAGCUGGCAGUUUUUCAUUAUUAUUUGUCUUUUUAUUUGGUGGUUUCAUUAUCCCAAAAUCCUCUAUGCCUGCUUGGUUGAAGUGGGGAUUCUGGGUUUCCCCAUUGACAUAUGGUGAAAUAGGGAUAACUGUAAAUGAAUUCCAUGCUCCACGAUGGCUAAAGAUGUCAUCCACAAACACAACUAUAGGGGAACAAUUACUUGAAAGCCGUGGAUUAAACUUCAAUGGAUACUUUUAUUGGAUAUCACUCGGUGCCUUAUUUGGAUUUUCUAUACUUUUCAAUAUUGGUUUUACCCUGGCCUUAACUUUUCUAAAGCCUCCAACCUCUCGGUCUUUUAUUUCAUAUGAAAAACUCUCUCAAAUACAAGGAACAGAAUAUUCAAUCAAUGGUGCAUAUGUUGAGGAAGACCCCACUGAUAUUCCUUCUUUAACCACAUCAGAACCUAAAAAAGGAAGGAUGGUUUUACCUUUUCAACCUCUAACAGUAACAUUUCAGGAUGUACAGUACUAUGUUGACGUUCCUGUGGAAAUGAGAGAGCAUGGUUUCACAGAGAAGAAGCUCCAGCUUCUUCAAGAUAUUACAGGUGCUUUCAGGCCUGGUGUUCUUACAGCAUUGAUGGGUGUCAGUGGAGCUGGGAAAACAACUCUGAUGGAUGUUCUUUCUGGAAGGAAAACCAGUGGUACUAUUGAAGGAGAAAUAAGAAUUGGUGGGUAUCCCAAGGUGCAAGAGACAUUUGCUCGGAUAUCAGGUUACUGUGAGCAGACUGAUAUACAUUCUCCACAAAUCACCGUAGAAGAAUCUGUAAUAUAUUCUGCUUGGCUGCGGCUCCCACCUGAAAUUGAUUCAAAUACUAAAGCUGAAUUUGUAAAUGAAGUCCUUGAAACCAUUGAACUUGAUGAAAUUAAAGAUGCUUUAGUAGGAAUACCUGGUAUUAGUGGUCUAUCAACUGAGCAACGCAAACGUCUUACCAUAGCUGUGGAGCUUGUUGCGAACCCAUCUAUUAUCUUCAUGGAUGAACCUACUUCAGGCUUGGAUGCAAGAGCUGCUGCGAUUGUCAUGCGGGCAGUUAAGAAUGUAGUCAAUACAGGAAGAACAAUUGUUUGCACUAUUCACCAACCAAGUAUUGAUAUCUUUGAGUCAUUUGAUGAGUUGAUUUUAAUGAAAACUGGAGGAAGCAUAAUCUACUCUGGACCAUUGGGUCAGCAUUCAAGUAGGGUUAUUGAAUAUUUUGAGAGUAUCCCAGGGGUGCCAAAGAUUAAAGACAACUAUAAUCCAGCAACAUGGAUGCUGGAGGUCACUUCUUCAUCUGCAGAAGCAGAACUUGCUGUGGACUUUUCCAAACUUUAUAGGGAGUCGGUAUUUUAUGAGGACAACAAAGAGCUAGUGAAGCAAUUAAGCAUUCCACCUCCUGGUUCAAAGGACUUGCAUUUUUCUACCCGUUUUCCACGGAAUGGUUGGGAGCAGUUCAGAGCUUGCUUGUGGAAACAACACUUGUCCUAUUGGAGAAGUCCUGCAUACAACUUUAUGCGACUUAUGCAUAUGUUUAUCUCAUCUCUGGUGUUUGGAGUUCUGUUUUGGAAUCAAGGGCAGAAGAUAAAUAACCAACAGGACUUGUUCAUUAUACUUGGUUCAAUGUUCAUUGCUGUGAUUUUCUUGGGCAUUAACAACUGCUCAUCAGUUUUGCCAUUUAUUUCCAUAGAACGCACUGUUUUGUACCGGGAGAAAUUUGCAGGAAUGUAUUCUUCAUGGGCCUAUUCCUUUGCACAGGUGAUAGUUGAGCUUCCCUACUUGUUUGCUCAAACGUUUCUGUUUGUGAUUAUUACAUAUCCAAUGAUUGGAUACUACUCAUCAGUCUAUAAGAUAUUCUGGUAUUUUUAUGCCAUGUUUUGUAACUUGGUCUACUUCAAUUAUCUUGGAAUGCUGAUAGUGGCAUUGACACCAAAUGUUCAAGUGGCUGCCAUACUGUCCUCUGCCUUCUACACCAUGCUCAAUUUGUUUGCUGGGUUUCUGAUGCCCAAACCGCGAAUUCCGAAAUGGUGGAUUUGGUUGUAUUAUAUUUGCCCCACAUCUUGGACACUGAACGGUCUCUUAACAUCACAAUAUGGGGAUAUAAACAAGGAGAUAUUGGUAUUUGGUGAAACAAAAACAGUGGCUGCCUUCUUAAGGGAUUACUAUGGGUAUGACCAUGAUCGUUUGGCCCUUGUGGCCAUUGUCCUUUUGGUCUUUCCUCUUGUCUUGGCAUCUCUUUUUGCAUACUGUAUAGGAAGGUUGAAUUUUCAGAGGAGGUAAAUUGUGUACAAAAUAUAAACCAACCAUAUCCGAAAUCUCUGAAUGCUGUUGUAUAUUGUCUCACAUCUCCCAAAAGAAAUUAUCAUAUAUCAAGUAAUUUAAAUUGUUAAAAUGUUGUGUAUGAAUUAAUGCAGCAGUGACUUGGAUUAUUAUUAAAUGUAGCUAGUA
Molecule: messenger RNA, 4620 nt
Organism: Nelumbo nucifera (sacred lotus)
Lineage: Eukaryota; Viridiplantae; Streptophyta; Magnoliopsida; Proteales; Nelumbonaceae
Product: pleiotropic drug resistance protein 3-like
Cellular component (GO): membrane
Molecular function (GO): ATP hydrolysis activity; ATP binding; ABC-type transporter activity
Source: RefSeq, a predicted model, not a curated record